Messenger RNA from Anopheles stephensi (Asian malaria mosquito), 1773 nucleotides. RefSeq lists its product as uncharacterized. The transcript has 3 exons. Bases 1466 to 1729 code for a protein of 87 amino acids. The record is from RefSeq and is a predicted model, not a curated record. NCBI's taxonomy places the organism in Eukaryota, Metazoa, Arthropoda, Insecta, Diptera, Culicidae.
UCGAAGGCAUCCGCUGGAUGCAAAAGCGAGGUCUUUUACAGCCGCAACAAUUGUACCCGAGAUGCGGAGAUGAUAUGCAGAUGAAACGAUACAAGUUCAUCGACGGGUUUAGGUACGUAUGCAAAGAUUCGCGCGCAGCACGGACAUCAUUCGCCGAGAUUCGAUCGCUCCGGGCACUCAACAAUAACUCACGUCUCUUUAAAUGACACUCAUUUAACCGUUGGUUUUGAAUCGAAGCAGAUUUUGAAUGGAUGAGUGAUUUGACGGUUAUUUUCGUUCCAGUUUGUAUGAGAUGAGAUCCCUCACAUUUAGAGUUGCGGAUUUGAGUUGAAUCCGUGCAAUGGAUGAUAUAAGAUGGUUAAAUUGGCUCAUAUAAGGAUGUUUAUCAAUCAGUUUUAUUUUUUAAAUAUCUUUGUUUUGUGUGUAAUAGAACUUUGAUGAAUUAAUUAAAUUAUGCACAAUUAUUAUUACAUUUUUUAUUUUCACUUUUGUGUUUGUUUCUUUUUUUAUUCUAAUACACAUAAGUACAAGAGUAUGGUGUGAGGAGGCAGGAGAAUGGGUGGACUAUGAAAGUUUUCAGGUAAGACAUGCGCUUAACAUAGGCAUGGAUCGCGAUUGAGACACGUAAUCACGGCAAUGAUUACGGAUAAGCUACAUUUACUUGAGUCGUUUUACAAUAUAUACAACUGCUUAUUAUUUGUCAUUCUAAAAGCCCUAGGUGGCUGAUUGUUUCGAUUUCCGACAAACAAACCGAUGACGGGUUUAUCUUAGCUAUGAAAAAAUGAAAUGUUCGUUCCUGCCUACAUAUAAUAUAAGACAAUUUUCAUUAUGCAUUAUCAAAAAGUUAUUUAUAAUCAAAACUACUCGUUUCUGAACUUAUCGCAUUCGAUAAACGCAGUGUGGCAGAAUUUCGAUAACACCUACAGGGUGUUUAUAGGAAAAUCAAAUUCUUUAUUUUAUGUGAAUGGUUUUAGUUAGUUUACAUACUGGCUCAUAAAAUAUCUCGUUUGGAUGCGCACAACGUGAUAAAACAAUGGAAAAUUUUAUAAUAAAUUUUGAAACUGAAACGCACCCGAAUAGUGGAAACAAAAAUAUUUCGUCGGCAUAUUUUCUAUUUUUCGGGCAAAAAUUAAAAGCGAUACAGGUAUAUCAAUAGCAAAACCCAAGAAGAAUUAGUUAUACGUUACUCUUCACAUAAUAAAAUUUCGUUGGAAAACAUUUUUUUCACAAACAAAAAUUUUUUUGUAAGGAAGUAUCAAAUGUCGCUAGAACAUCCUGUAUAUUGUAAAAGUAAUUGUGCCAGCAACCUGAUGAAGCGCGCACUUCUCAAAAUGAAACCAAAUUUUCUAAGAAGCAGGUUGAAUAGAAUCACCUGAGAAGCUGUGAUUUAGCUUGUGGUAUGUUUGCGCGUGCAAAACAUUCGGUUGGUUUGCUUUAAUAUUGAUUUGAUUUUGGAAUUGUCGUGAUGGCUGAUAAACGUAAAACAACCACUAAACAACACUUUGAGGUGCUUGUUUCUUUGAUUGAAAGGAACGGGUCCGUAGCGGGGGAUCGGGACAAGGGGUCCAACAAAUUUUGGCAUGAAGUAGCCACAAAUCUGCACGAUUUGGGCCCUCCGAUAAACGAUGUAUCUGGUUGGAAAAAGGUUUGGGCUGAUUAUAAAUCAGGCUUGAAGAAGAAGUUGGCUCACAAUAGGAGCGAAUAUCGUGCUACGGGAGGAGGCCCAUGAUCAUUGCGAAACUUCAAUGCGCUCGAACAGAAAGUGAUUGAGGU